GUAUAGUGGUUCGGGGAUUGGCGAUUGACCUGAUCAUCGGCCUCCUAGUGUUAUUGACGACGGGCAGAACAACUUCAUCAAGAUGGCCCCUACAAACGUCAAGGCCAAGGCCGCCAAAAAGGCCGCUCUUCAGGGCGUGCACUCGCAUUCAGCACGGAAGCAGCGAUACUCUGUAACCUUCCAUCGUCCCAAGACACUCCGCCUGCGCAGGAACCCCAAAUACCCCCGCAAAUCCAUUCCCCAUGCACCACGAAUGGACCAGUUCCGUACCAUCGUCUCUCCACUGAACACGGAGUCGGCGAUGAAGAAGAUUGAGGAGCACAACACGCUCGUCUUUAUUGUUGACAUAAAGUCGAAUAAGCGACAAAUCAAGGACGCUGUGAAGAAACUUUACGACGUUCAGGCUGCCAAAAUCAACACCCUGAUUCGACCUGAUGGAAAGAAGAAGGCAUACGUUAGGCUUACAUCCGACCAUGACGCUUUGGAUGUUGCAAACAAGAUCGGAUUCAUCUAAGUCUGUUGCAUUUUCUACCAUUCCGUCGUAUGCCUAUAUUGUAAUGCAUGAUGAAUCUACGUUCCUACCCCUAGUUGUGAUGAUAUUUGAGGUCGCAUAGUUACAAAAUCUGUGAAGUUUCCAGUGCUAGAGCUGACUAGCGCUGACUGCCGUGCCCUAAAAACGGUUCUGUAACCGAGAUCAUUUGUUGGUGU
This is a messenger RNA of Suillus clintonianus, 708 nucleotides long. RefSeq names its product putative 60S ribosomal protein L25. The transcript has 4 exons. The record is from RefSeq and is a predicted model, not a curated record. Gene Ontology annotation, molecular function: structural constituent of ribosome; rRNA binding. The coding region runs from base 83 to 514 and encodes 143 amino acids. Gene Ontology annotation, biological process: translation; ribosomal large subunit assembly. NCBI's taxonomy places the organism in Eukaryota, Fungi, Basidiomycota, Agaricomycetes, Boletales, Suillaceae. Gene Ontology annotation, cellular component: ribosome; cytosolic large ribosomal subunit.